Messenger RNA from Piliocolobus tephrosceles (Ugandan red Colobus), 6920 nucleotides. It is a transcript of the gene ZNF217, whose product is annotated as zinc finger protein 217. Bases 1561 to 4707 code for a protein of 1048 amino acids. Gene Ontology annotation, biological process: regulation of DNA-templated transcription. Gene Ontology annotation, molecular function: RNA polymerase II cis-regulatory region sequence-specific DNA binding; DNA-binding transcription factor activity, RNA polymerase II-specific. NCBI's taxonomy places the organism in Eukaryota, Metazoa, Chordata, Mammalia, Primates, Cercopithecidae. The transcript has 7 exons. The record is from RefSeq and is a predicted model, not a curated record. Gene Ontology annotation, cellular component: nucleus.
AUUUCUGUUCAGAGCAUUCUUAUUUUCUUUAAGGAAUAUAUCAUAUCAGUUACAAAUCUUUGUAGAAAAUUCAGCUGUAUUGGUUUGGAGAAGUUUAUGUGUCAGUUUUGUGUUUUUUUUGAGUCAAGAAAAAAGGAAAAACUCACUACUGUUAUGUUUAUAUGAGGGCAAAAAAAAAAAAAAAAGAGAGAAGGAAGUUGAUAAUACUUAGCAUGACGGUCUUUAAAAUUCAGCAUCUGAAUUUUUAAUUCCUCCCUCCUCUCCUUUUUUAAGAAACAGUACAGGAAAGAUGGUCUUAUUAUCCUUGUUCGCAUUUCACUGUUUUCACCCCACUCAACCAGGACGAAGUCUUUCCUCAAAGCAAGUGGGAACAAAACAUAAUCUCUUAAAAUAUUUUUAAGAGAACAUGCUGACUUGGUCUUUGUUAAAAAAAAAAAAAUCAACAAAAUGUGCUAACCACAAUAAAAAAAAAAGUUGUUAAAGGAGUCAAAGGGAUUAGCCCUCAUUGAAGGGCCUUAUGAGAACAGGCAGCCUUCCGGGGCGAAUCCUGGCUAACGUCAUUUUGGCGGACGUUUAUUGCGUGAUCGCCAUGUACCAGGCACCGUUUUAAGGCUUCAUGGUGAUGAGGGCAUUUAACCCUCGGGACCGCCCAUUCUGCAGGUGAGGCUGGGAAGAAGGUGAGGCCAAGGCCCUGGUCUCCCAGCGGCUGAGGGCGGCGCAGGAUUUGAAUCCCGGCGGUCUCUGGAGUCUGGGUUCUGAGAAAACCCGCUGUGUGAGUGCUGGGGGACCGCGUUAAGCCCUCCGCUAGAAGCGGUGAAGCAGCUUUGGGCCAACUCAGUUCCGAGCGCCAGUGUAGACGCGUGGCUUCAGGUUGUCCAGUAAGCCGGUCGGGGUGUGGCUCUGAUCCUAAUCUCAUCUCCGGUCUUCCCCAGUCUCAGGGCCCCGUGGGAGGGUGUGGUUGAGGAGGACACACCUACCUGGAGCUCGUCGGUUUCACCUCCCUCUCUGCGGUGGGGUCGUCCGCACCUUCCCUCUGUUUCUUCCUAGGCCUGGCUCGACCUCCACUUUGGAGAAGAUGCCCCAGGAACACUGAAGGGCAGGUCGUCUUCCACCUUCUAUGAGGAUUGCCCAACUUAAGUAUUGUUCAGAGCCAGGUAGACUGAAGUCCUGUCCUAGCGAGUUAUCAGGUUCCAGACCCUGCCUUCUCUUCUGAAAGGGUUUGGAAAUCCCUUGUCUCCAGGUUGCUGGGAUUGACUUCUUGCUCAAUUGAAACACUCAUUCAAUGGAGACAAAGAGAACUAAUGCUUUGUGCUGAUUCAUAUUUGAAUCAAAGCAUUCGGGAGUCUGUAUGCCUUGUUUGUGGAAAGAACCAGUGAUACCACCACUGAGCUUCCUAAAAGUUCCGAAGAAGUUAGAGGACUAUACACUUUUCUUCUGAACUUUUCUAAUAAAUAUUUGUUCUGGUUUUUGAAGCCCAGGGCUGUUAGAGGGGUGAGUGACAAGUCUUACAAGUGGCCUUAUUCCAACUCCAGAAAUUCCCCAAGGGAACUUUGAGAUUAUAUGCAAUCGAAAGUGACAGGAAACAUGCCAACUCAAUCCCUCUUGAUGUACAUGGAUGGGCCAGAAGUGAUUGGCAGCUCUCUUGGCAGUCAGAUGGAGAUGGAGGACGCCAUGUCAAUGAAAGGGACCGCUGUUGUUCCAUUCCGAGCUACGCAAGAAAAAAAUGUCAUCCAAAUAGAGGGGUAUAUGCCCUUGGAUUGCAUGUUCUGCAGCCAGACCUUCACACAUUCAGAAGACCUUAAUAAACAUGUCUUAAUGCAACACCGGCCUACCCUUUGUGAACCAGCAGUUCUUCGGGUUGAAGCGGAGUAUCUUAGUCCGCUUGAUAAAAGUCAAGUACGAACAGAACCUCCCAAGGAAAAGAAUUGCAAGGAAAAUGAAGACUUUAGCUGUGAGGUAUGCGGGCAGACAUUCAGAGUCGCUUUUGAUGUUGAGAUCCACAUGCGGACACACAAAGAUUCUUUCACUUACGGGUGUAACAUGUGCGGAAGAAGAUUCAAGGAGCCUUGGUUUCUUAAAAAUCACAUGCGGACACAUAAUGGCAAAUCGGGGGCCAGGAGCAAACUGCAGCAAGGCUUGGAGAGUCCGGCAACGAUCAACGAGGUCGUCCAGGUGCACGCGGCUGAGAGCAUCCCCUCUCCUUACAAAAUCUGCAUGGUUUGUGGCUUCCUAUUUACAAAUAAAGAAAAUCUAAUUGAGCACAGCAAGGUGCACACCAAAAAAACCGCUCUCGGUACCAGCAGCGCGCAGACAGACUCGCCACAAGAGGGAACGCCGUCCUCCAGGGAAGACUUCCUGCGGUUGUUCAACUUGAGACCAAAAUCUCACACUGAAACGGGGAAGAAGCUUGUCAAAUGCAUACCUCAGCUCGAUCCGUUCACCACCUUCCAGGCUUGGCAGCUGGCUACCAAAGGAAAAGUUGCAAUUUGCCAAGAAGAAGUGAAGGAAUCGGGACAAGAAGGGAGCACCGACAACGAUGAUUCGAGUUCCGAGAAGGAGGUUGGAGAAAAUAAGGGCAGUUGUACAGGCCUCUCGCAAGAGAAAGAGAAGUGCCGACCCUCCAACGGCGACGCGCCCUCCGUGGACGCGGAUCCCAAGUUACCCAGCAGCAAGGAGAAGCCCACGCACUGCUCCGAGUGCGGCAAAGCUUUCAGAACCUACCACCAGCUGGUCUUGCACUCGAGGGUCCACAAGAAGGACCGGAGGGCUGGCGCGGAGUCGCCCACCAUGUCUGUGGACGGGAGGCAGCCGGGGACAUGCUCUCCUGACCUCGCCACCCCUCUGGAUGAAAAUGGAGCCGUGGAUCGAGGGGAAGGUGGUUCUGAAGAUGGAUCUGAGGAUGGGCUUCCCGAAGGAAUCCAGCUGGAUAAAAAUGAUGAUGGAGGAAAAAUAAAGCAUCUUACAUCUUCAAGAGAGUGUAGUUAUUGUGGAAAGUUUUUCCGUUCAAAUUAUUACCUCAAUAUUCAUCUCAGAACGCAUACAGGUGAAAAACCAUACAAAUGUGAAUUUUGUGAAUAUGCUGCAGCCCAGAAGACAUCUCUGAGGUAUCACUUGGAGAGACAUCACAAGGAGAAACAAACCGAUGUUGCUGCUGAAGUCAAGAACGAUGGUAAAAAUCAGGACACUGAAGAUGCACUAUUAACCGCGGACAGUGCGCAAACCAAAAAUUUGAAAAGAUUUUUUGAUGGUGCCAAAGAUGUUACAGGCAGUCCACCUGCAAAGCAGCUUAAGGAGAUGCCUUCUGUUUUUCAGAAUGUUCUGGGCAGCGCUGAGCUCUCACCAGCACACAAAGAUACUCAGGAUUUCCAUAAAAAUGCAGCUGAUGACAGUGCUGAUAAAGUGAAUAAAAACCCUACCCCUGCUUACCUGGACCUGUUAAAAAAGAGAUCAGCAGUUGAAACUCAGGCAAAUAACCUCAUCUACAGAACCACGGCGGAUGUUUCUCCUCCUCCGGACGGCAGUACCACCCAUAUCCUUGAAGUUAACCCCAAAGAGAAGCAAACGGAGACCGCAGCUGACUGCAGAUACAGGCCCAGUGUGGAUUGUCAUGAAAAACCUUUAAAUUUAUCCCUGGGGGCUCUUCACAAUUGCCCGGCAAUUUCUUUGAGCAAAAGUUUAAUUCCAAGUAUCACCUGUCCAUUUUGUACCUUCAAGACAUUUUAUCCAGAAGUUUUAAUGAUGCACCAGAGACUGGAGCAUAAAUACAAUCCUGAUGUUCAUAAAAACUGUCGAAACAAGCCCUCGCUUAGAAGUCGACGUACCGGGUGCCCGCCAGCGUUGCUGGGAAAAGAUGUGCCUCCCCUCUCUAGUUUCUGUAAACCCAAGCCGAAGUCUGCUUUCCCAGCGCAGUCCAAAUCCCUGCCAUCUGCGAAGGGGAAGCAGAGCCCUCCUGGGCCAGGCAAGGCCCCUCUGACUUCAGGGAUAGACUCUAGCACUUUAGCCCCAAGUAACCUGAAGUCCCACAGACCACAGCAGAAUGUGGGGGUCCAAGGGGCCGCCACCAGGCAACAGCAGUCUGAGAUGUUUCCUAAAACCAGUGUUUCCCCUGCACCGGAUAAGACAAAAAGACCUGAGACAAAAUUGAAACCUCUCCCAGUAGCUCCUUCUCAGCCCACCCUCGGCAGCAGUAACAUCAAUGGUUCCAUCGACUACCCUCCCAAGAACGACAGCCCGUGGGCACCUCCAGGAAGAGACUAUUUCUGUAAUCGGAGUGCCAGCACCACUGCAGCAGAAUUUGGUGAACCCCUUCCAAAAAGACUGAAGUCCACCGUGGUUGCCCUUGAUGUUGACCAGCCUGGGGCCAAUUACAGAAGAGGCUAUGACCUUCCCAAGUACCACGUGGUCAGAGGCAUCACCUCACUGUUACCGCAGGACUGCGUGUAUCCCUCGCCAGCGCUGCCUCCCAAACCGAGGUUCCUGAGCUCCAGUGAGGUCGAGUCUCCAAAUGUGCUGACGGUUCAGAAGCCCUACGGUGGCUCCGGGCCGCUUUACACUUGUGUGCCUGCUAGUAGUCCAGCGUCCAGCUCGACGUUAGAAGGAAAAAGGCCUGUGUCAUAUCAACACUUAUCUAACAGCAUGGUACAAAAGAGAAACUAUGAGAAUUUUGUUGGGAAUGCACAUUAUCGACCAAAUGACAAAAAAACUUGAUUCAUUAAUUUGGGGGAAAAAAGGUCUUGGUGGAUGUCAGUGCUUACUCUCCAUGAAAUUAAAUUUUACUUCAUCCUUUGAGAAGCGAAUGGUGAAAGCUACUGAAAUAAGCUGUGAUUGUACUGUACAUAAAACAUAUAAGGAAUCGGCAAGGAACACUACAGUUUUGUAAAGUUGUUCUGUUAACUUUUGUACCAAAUAGCAAUAAAAACUAGUUGGAACAGUUGGAACCUACAUACAUGGGGACUGGAAAUCUCUAUUUUGUCCCUGAAUAAUAUUUUUUUUAGAAUCGACCAAAUAAGAAGUGGAAUUUUUGCAUACUUGAGCGCUGCUGAAAAGAAAUCAUUUGGGUGGGUUGGGGUGGGAUGGGGGAAAAGUAUAUAAUGCUUGCACCUCAGGUAAAAAUCUGUAAAUAUCUUAAGUUGUAAACCUGCUUGUUUAAAUACUGUGUGUAUUCCUUUUCUCUAAUACAGCUCAUCACUUGGAGCAGUUUCUGCUAUUGUGCUCUUUCAUUUAAAAUGUAUUUUUUUUUUAAACUGUCAAUGAUUUUGUAUUAUGUUGAAUCCUCCGAAAUCUAUUGUUGUCUUAAAAUUGUUAAUGGAAGUAUUGACCCUCUAUGAUACACGUGCUGCAGAUAUUGAGUCAGCCAUUUGGAAGUUGGCAGCAUUUUAUUGCAACUUUCAGCAUCUCAGCUGGGGAAGACACCUUCUUCCUCGCCUCUCCAGAUUGUCCUGGAACCUCCAGAAUCCUUGACUGAGGGGCUUGGGAUGGCUUGUAGGAUUUUUAAGAGUGUGUCUGCAGAGAAGCAUUUUCCCUGUAGGGCAGCCACACAUUGUGUAAACAUAAGAAACUGUAUGUGCAGUUAUUUAUAUUUGUUUCUAUCAAAUUAAUCACUUUCGUUGGAAGAUUCAGUUGGGGGGGGCUGCCUAAAUUAGUAUAUAAAAACAAAAAUGGUAAAUUAUACCUGUGAAUUGCAGAUAUUGGGGAACAGUUUUAAGGGAAAUUCUUGGGGAAACAUUUUAGGUUUGUAUUUGGUAGUCUUAAUGUAUCUGGCAUUUGGGUGAACUGUGGACAUACUAGAGUUGAUUAUAGACACAUUGAUUCUGAAUAAGGAACUGCUGGCCGAGCCUCCUGGGAGUCUAGAAAGAGAAAAUCUGUUUCUAGACCUCAGUUAUCUUCCCAUUUUUGGUUGUUAUGAGGCAGUAGCAUUUUUCUCAGUGCACAUGCAAUUUGGGUUUUAGAGAAGAUGGCCACCAGCUGGCUUCCUAGAUAUUUUAAACUUUUGUUCUUUAAUGUGCUGUCCAUGAUUAUUAGUACAUGGGCGUAGUGACCACAAAAUAUUUUAUUAAGAAACUUUUUCAAAAAUAAAUUUGCACUGUUCAUUUUUCUGGCCUCGCUGUUCUCCAUAGAGCAAGGGUAAAGUCCUUGAAGAUUUUUUUUUCUUUUUAAAUUAUGCAACGUAAGAUGUCCUCCUUGAUAGAAGUCUUAGCUCCUGUGUGACAAGGGAGAAGUAAUUUGAGAUCAGUCUGCUGGCAUUGCAAUGAAGUGCUUUGUAUCAGGAAAGUGUACACUAUUGACCUUUUUUCCUGUUCACAAGCUGAGCCAUAUGUACAUAAUCUAGAUUUUGUUUUCAUAGUUUUGCACUUUUAUAGCCUAUUUUUGAAGAUUAACACAUUUGCAAGAUGAUUGACUCAAUCUUUGCCUAAUCCAAUGAGUGUUACAGAGAGCUUGCUGUGACUAGAACCAUAAAUCUUAAAAGGGGGUAUGUGAUAAUAGAGGGCUGGAAUUUAAACCUGUAUUUAAAAAAAAGAAAUCACCAAAUCUAUUUGAAAACAAGUCAAUUUGUGUUAUGCUGGAAUUUUGGGGGCUUUCAGAUUUCUCUCUCUAACCACAUUUCUGAAUGUAUGAAAAUACCAAUUAUUUUCCUACAGCCCUUUGUACUUCAAAAUAUGUUUUUGUGUCCAUCAGUAUUAACUAUUGGUAUACUACUGGUUUUAUAUGUUUUUUUUUUCUUUGAGACAACAGUACAUAUAAUAGAGGUACAAUUCGUUGGAUUUUGUUUAUGUAUUUAUUUCAUUCCAGUUUGAUUUAUUUUAAUUGUUGAUACUUAAGUUGUCAAACAGUAGACAUUACUUGUUUUAUUUAUGAUAUAUUUCAGCUUAAAGUUAUGUUAUUAUAUGUGGAAGUGUAAAUAUAGAUUUGGUGUUUUGCAA